CUUUGGAUUGUUGACAUUAGAGUUGUAGGAGGAGCCAGGAGGUGUGCAUAUGAUAAGUGCCUAUUUCAGACAUUAGAAAUAUUUAACAAGGAGAUGACGUUUCUGUGAAAUUGAGAGCGGACUUGGUUUGUCCUCGCUAUUGUACGCGAUUUUUUUCUUUGAUAGCAGAACAGUAGAAAGUGACUAUGGCAGAUGACACGGAAUUCAUGGAUGAAGAAACUCUAUUAACGAAACACCGAAAGGAGAAGAAGGAACUACAAAGUAAAAUUCAAGCACUUAAGAAGACAGCAACAAAAGGUGACAAGAAGAAGAAGAAAGAAGUUAUGGAGGAAAUUGCUGCACUAGAGAUGGAGUUAGAGAAAAAACAGAAUGAGGAAUUGGAUAAACUAAAAGGAAUUACGGAGGUUAAUGGGGUGUCAACAGAUAUGGAAAAGUUGCAUUUAGAUGAAAAACAACCUGAAGAAAAAGUAAUGGAAGAGGAGGAGGAGGAAGAAGAAAAUUGUGGUGGACCACAUCUACAGAAACGUAUAACAAAAGCACAAAAAAGGAGAGAGAAAAAAGCAACAAAAGAGAAGGAAAGAGAGAGAUUAAUAGCAAUACAGGAGACAGAAAAUGUACAUGGAGCUAGAAACAUAGAAAUGCAGAAGAUAAAACAAAUUCUGAAAGAGAAGAAAUUGAUGUUACAUGAAAUACCAUCUGAUGGCAACUGCUUAUAUUGUGCAAUAGAUUUUGCACAGGCAGCAGUUGGGGGAGAAGAAAUGGGAUAUCAGACUUUAAGGAUGCUGACCAGUCAGUUCUUAAGGAAAAACUGCUCUGAUUUUCUUCCAUUUCUCAGUGAUCCUGUGACAGGGGAUACAUUUUCAAAAGAGCAGUAUGAAGAAUACUGUGAUCAGAUUGCCAACACAUCCAGCUGGGGUGGACAAGUGGAGCUGCGUGCUCUAUCACAUGUACUUAAAUGUCCUAUAGAAGUUAUUCAAGCUGUUGGACCUACUAUUGUGAUUGGUGAAGAAUAUAAUGACCAAAAGAGUAUAAUUUUGACAUAUCAUAGACACAUGUAUAGAUUAGGAGAGCAUUACAACACUGUAAAACCUUAUGUAGAUGAACAGGAUGAAGGCAAGUGAUAACAGCUAAAUGAGUUGCGUACUGCAAAAGUGAGAAGCAAGUUAUCACUAUCAGUCUAAUAAACAAGCACUGAUGUUUGUGCUGUUGGUGUGUUCUUAAGAGUUGGUUACAAAUAGCUGUGUGCUGUCACUUCCAUGCUUGAGUGCUAUAUGAGUUGAUGCUGACAGUGGUUUUGGAAGCCUGAAUACAAAGAGGAGAAAGUAACAUAAACUGAACUGCACCCAAAGUGCAGCCAAGUACAAUUUUUUUUUUGUUAAUCAUCUAGUUGGAUUCCACUGUUUACUCUGUUACUCAUUAAAAAGAAAACUAGCAAUUUA
Schistocerca piceifrons (Central American locust) is the source of this 1439-nucleotide messenger RNA. Its product is annotated as deubiquitinase OTUD6B. The record is from RefSeq and is a predicted model, not a curated record. Gene Ontology annotation, biological process: protein deubiquitination. The coding region runs from base 186 to 1121 and encodes 311 amino acids. Lineage: Eukaryota; Metazoa; Arthropoda; Insecta; Orthoptera; Acrididae. The transcript is spliced from 5 exons. Gene Ontology annotation, molecular function: cysteine-type deubiquitinase activity.